CCGCAGUUGCUUCCGGGUCAGCGGGCGUGAGGCGGCGCGGGGUUUCCGGAGAUGAGCUCCCAGAAAGGCAACGUGGCUCGUUCCAGGUCGCAGAAGUACCAGAACGUGUUUGCCUUCAAGAACGACAGACAUGAUAAGAGCGUUCAGACCAAGAAAAUUAAUGCAAAGCUUCAUGCGGGAGUGUGUCAGCGGUGUAAAGAAGUUCUUGAAUGGCGCGUGAAAUACAGCAAGUACAAACCACUGUCGAAACCUAGAAAAUGUGUGAAGUGUUUACAAAAGACAGUGAAAGAUUCUUAUCACAUGAUAUGUAGACAAUGCGCCUGUGAGCUCCAAGUUUGUGCAAAAUGUGGAAAGAAAGAAGAUAUUAUUAUUCCGUUUAACAAAGAACUUGAAAAGUCAGAGAACAUCGAUGGCUCCGACUAUAGAGGAGCUUGUAGACCCGAGGAGAGGGAUGGCGAUUCAGAGUUUGAUCUUGACUUGGAUGACACAGAAGAUGAACCCCGCAGUGGAUGAGUGCAAUGUCAUUAAAUGUCAGUGUAACACCACCAGAGUCUGGCCAGCUUUUGACUUUUUCGAUUUCACAGAGGAUGUUUGAAAACACAGUGAGAGUGGGAAAACUUGUAGCAAACUGAAAGUGUUUGUACACGAACGGUAUAAAUUAUGCAUGAUUUGUGAAUAAUUAUUAAAAUUCCAAAGUUUUCUUAUAAUAAAUUUUAAGUUGAAUAGACUGCAAUAUGCCCCACAUUGAGAAGUGGGGUAUCACAUUGCAGUUCAUGGAACUUCCUAGUAUAUAAUUGAACAGUAUUUCAAACUGAUGAUUUAAGAACUACCUCGUGUAAAAAUAAGAUGACACCCUCUGCUUGGCUUCAGGAUUGGGUCUGUGGGAACUACUGCGCUAGGUGGAACUCAGGCAAGUGGUCCAGCAGCAGAGGCACUCCUGCCAGCAUUUGCUUGUUGCAAAGCAGUUGAUGCUUCCAUCAUAAUAUUCAGCAGGGGCUGGCAUCGUGGGGUGUAA
This is a messenger RNA of Ochotona curzoniae (black-lipped pika), 1015 nucleotides long. It is a transcript of the gene CUNH9orf85, whose product is annotated as chromosome unknown C9orf85 homolog. The record is from RefSeq and is a predicted model, not a curated record. Bases 52 to 513 code for a protein of 153 amino acids. The transcript is spliced from 4 exons. Lineage: Eukaryota; Metazoa; Chordata; Mammalia; Lagomorpha; Ochotonidae.